Molecule: messenger RNA, 650 nt
Organism: Parasteatoda tepidariorum (common house spider)
Lineage: Eukaryota; Metazoa; Arthropoda; Arachnida; Araneae; Theridiidae
Product: multiple coagulation factor deficiency protein 2 homolog
Molecular function (GO): calcium ion binding
Source: RefSeq, a predicted model, not a curated record
GCAGCUUGUAACACCGUCAAAUAACCAACGGUUAGACAAGGUUUCAUUUAUAGAAUUUUUAGUAAUUAAUCGUUACUAAUUAGUAGAUGAUGAAAAUGAUUUGGAGGAUAGAACUGAUACCAUUAUUAGCAUCAUUUUUAUUGGCUGAAGAAUUGAAUACUGAGACAAAAAUUAAGGUAGACAAAGAACAUUUGGAGUUCGAUUUCGCUGGUAUAUUUGGCGACGUUGCGGAUAUAUUCUCAAAUUUUGAUAUAGACUUUCAAUACUUUGCGUUACAUGAUUUUGAUGAAAAUCAGAGACUUGACGGAUUGGAGCUACUUGUUGCUUUAAUUCAUCACUCUGAUGAAGAAGAAACAAAUUCAGUAAAAGAGGGAAACCUCUUGCUAAGUGUUGAAAAGCAGGUGGAUGACAUAUUCAAAGACCAUGACACGAAUAACGACGGAUUUCUAUCCUACAAAGAGUUCAUGUCAGUUCAACGUGUUUAUCCGGAUUUAAGUAGCGAUGGAGGAAAAUGAGUAGAAAGGAAGGAUUUGUUUUUUGGCUAACUUCAUUCGGUUUCAUCUGUGAUAAUAUAUUUGCUUCGUCGAGGAUAAUGGAUGAAUUUUUCGUGUAUAAACAGAGAGUCUGACAGUAAAAUAGUUAAAAAUGCA